Molecule: messenger RNA, 750 nt
Organism: Metschnikowia bicuspidata var. bicuspidata NRRL YB-4993
Lineage: Eukaryota; Fungi; Ascomycota; Pichiomycetes; Serinales; Metschnikowiaceae
Exons: 1
Coding region: 1-750 (249 amino acids)
Source: RefSeq, a predicted model, not a curated record
AUGAUCCUGCUUCGGUUCCUGAGAUCGCUCAGAACCCUGUCACGUGUCUCAUUCAGACACAAAGGUUCGUUCAAAAACAACGAUACCACCGUGGAGACCGAUGAGGUUGUCUCCGACAAUAAUCCAUGGUCACCAACGCUAUACCAAGACAAAGUGUAUGUGAGACAGGGCUGGAAAAAUGUGGCGCUUCCCUCGAAAUUCCGUCUUUCCUACGAGCCGCUCUACGAAUCGCCUGGAGCAAAAUAUGUCGCGAUUUUGAAACGUUUGACUCUUUCGUUUGCCGUUCUUGGUGUAUACGGCCUGAAGCUUCUUUACGAGCUGGUCCAGUUUGACGACAUCUUCGCCUUGGGUGUCAUUCUUGGAACGUGGACUCCCGUGGCUGCAGUCCAAUAUAAGACGAAGGACUAUGUGACGAGAAUAUUCAGAUUGUAUGACAAAGAGAAGCCUCACACCCUCGAAAAUCUUGUCAAUGACGAGCAGUUGAUUGUUGAAAAGUUGAAUGCAACUGGAGGAAAGACGUACAAUACCUUGGUAACAGUUCUGGGUAAUGAGUCCUUAAAACUUUGUACAGGCGAAGAAGAUGCCCUCAAGCCUUACAGAACAUGGCAGGAGACUGUGGAUGGGCGCAAAAAGUUCUACUAUAUCAUGGACAAUUUGGGUGGCAUGAAGAUGGACAGGCUCUGGGGUAUUGUAGAGCACAAUCUGGGUGUGGAUAACGGCCGGUAUAUGGAGCAAAAGCGUGAUAAUUGA